AAUCAGAAAAAAAUUUAACAGAUGAAGAAGUCAAUAUAAAAAAGAAAUUUAAUGAUGCUGAUAGUAUAAUAAAAGAAAUAUCAAUGAAAUCGCUAAAAUCUUUAUCAGUGAAUCAAUAUAAAUAUUAUAGCAAACGUAUUGAUGUACAAAAUAUAACAAAUAGCCUUAAAGAGUUUUAUUCUGGUUCAACGGUUGUUUCCUUAACUAGCGAUUUAUCACAAUCAGCCCAAAUGCAAACGCCAAAGUCCGAAUAUUCUAACUUUUCUUCAAAUGAAGAAAAAUUACCAAAGAACUUUGAAGGAUCUAGUCAAUCUAGUCAACGUAGUCAGUCUUAUACAGGUUCAACGCUUGUACUCUCAACUAACGAUUUAUCACAAUUGAUCCCAAUGCCAAAGUCAGAGCAUUUGAAAUUUUCUUCAGAUGAAGAAAAAUCAAGAACCUUAAAGGCUAAAAGGAUCCAUUUAGGGCAACAAGCGGUGUCACCAUCGGUUUUGGAGAACAUCAAUUUUGACUCCAAUGGUGAACUGAAGAAAGUUGGAUUAGGAGAUCAUAAUGCGCCACUUCUUAUAGCUGACAUUAAAACUUACGAUGAUGGAACAAUUCUCGUUCAUAUUAUACGAAAUGAAUCAACACAAUCAGUUAAUUGUUCAAAAAUUGGUGGAAUGAGUUUAGAACAGAAAUUACGUAUAAGGCUUAUUUUUUCAAAUGGAAGUGUUAAAGCGAUUGAUCCCAAUUUAAAUUUAGAUCCUAUAAAUUAUUGUUUACUCAAUAACAAUAAUUCCGAAUACAAAAUUAACAAACUUAACAAUAUAAUUACAUAUUUAAAUGAUACUAAAAAUAAUAUAUUGCAUAAUUUAGUAAAUCCUAUUACAAUAUAUCCUUUACGAAAACCAUUCAUUCUAGUAACUUAUGUUAAAACAAAUGAUUCUUCUAAUCUUGCAACUUACAAAGAGUGCGGGGAAGUCAUCGAUUGGGAUGGGAUCAGUCGAAGUUUAACAAUUUUAUCAGUGCUAAACAUCGGCAUUACAGAUUCUGAUACACAAUAUUUUCUGAUGUCGACUGUGUCCACUAUUGAUGGUGGUUAUUUAGCGAUUUUUAGAUAUACGCAAGAAAAUAAUAAUAAUUCGUUAGUUUCACAUAGCGGGCUUUGCACGAUGUUUAUAUUUUACAACCAAACAUCGGAUCAUUCUCAUGCAGUUAAUAUCUAUCAAAUACCACAACCUAAUAUAACAAUUAACUCAGUUGAUUGUGAUGUAUCUUAUAUAUAUAUUACUUGUAUAGUUUCCAUAUACAGCGAUAAUACAACAUAUAUAGUACAAAUUAUCCUUCUUUCUUCAGGAAAUAUUGCUCAAUUAGAUUUAAUAACUAAUCAGACCCAGCAAGGUUUGAGAGCAAAAAUAAUGCCAUUUGGUGGUUAUAUAUUAGAUGUCACAACUUAUGACAAUAAUGAUGAUAAUACUUAUUGUUAUAUUUAUAUUUACAAUGGUUUAAACAAAACUUUAAAUUCAUCGAAUCAUUUUCUUACAAAUUACUUUAGUGCAAACACUAUUACACAGAAUAAUACUUUUCUGCUCGCUUCACCCUCUACAAAUGAUAAUAAUUCUUGGUCUUUGCUCAAUAUUCCAAUACUUAAUUAUUCUACUUUCAAUGGUUGA
Molecule: messenger RNA, 1655 nt
Organism: Dentiscutata heterogama
Lineage: Eukaryota; Fungi; Glomeromycota; Glomeromycetes; Diversisporales; Gigasporaceae
Source: the annotation of a GenBank genome assembly